UAGGUUCGACGCACUGAUGUUCUCUCAGCUUGGAGUGGGAUUCGUCCAUUGGCUAUGGAUCCCGCAGCAAAGAACACUGAGAGCAUCUCCAGAGAUCAUGUCGUGUGUGAAGAUUUUCCUGGUCUUGUUACGAUUACUGGUGGAAAGUGGACUACAUAUAGAAGCAUGGCAGAGGAUGCCGUUGAUGCAGCUAUGAAGUCUGGAAAGUUGAGCCCGGCCAAUAAAUGCUCAACGUACAACCUACAGCUUAUAGGUGCUGAUGGAUGGGAUCCUGCAUCUUUCACAGUACUAGCUCAGCAAUACGUGCGCAUGAAGAGGUCGUAUGGCGGAAAGGUUGUGCCAGGUGUAAUGGACACCGCCACAGCGAAACAUUUAUCUCAUGCGUAUGGUACUUUCGCCGAACGAGUGGCUGUAAUUGCUCAGAAUGAAAAUCUGGGCAAGCGACUUGCCCAUGGAUAUCCUUUUCUAGAAGCCGAGGUUGCAUACUGUGCUCGGAAUGAGUACUGUGAAUCUACAGUUGAUUUUAUUGCCAGAAGGUCUCGACUUGCCUUUCUUGACACUGAUGCAGCCGGGAGGGCUAUGCCUAGGAUCAUACAGAUACUUGCUGCCGAGCACAACUGGGACAAGUCGAGGCAGAAGGAAGAAUUACAGAAGGCUAAAGAAUUCUUGGAAACCUUCAAGUCAUCUAGAAAUGCUCAAUUUCAUGAUGGGAAACACAACUAAUAUGUUCAUGAUGUUGACAUCAAAAAGGCUUAGUUUUUCCGACAACUGCGGAAUAAUUCCAUUACCCGCCCGUUCUUUUGCUCGGGAAAUUUCUUUGUUU
This is a messenger RNA of Olea europaea var. sylvestris, 823 nucleotides long. RefSeq names its product glycerol-3-phosphate dehydrogenase SDP6, mitochondrial-like. The coding region runs from base 55 to 723 and encodes 222 amino acids. Gene Ontology annotation, cellular component: glycerol-3-phosphate dehydrogenase (FAD) complex; mitochondrion. NCBI's taxonomy places the organism in Eukaryota, Viridiplantae, Streptophyta, Magnoliopsida, Lamiales, Oleaceae. Gene Ontology annotation, biological process: glycerol-3-phosphate metabolic process. The record is from RefSeq and is a predicted model, not a curated record. The transcript has 4 exons. Gene Ontology annotation, molecular function: glycerol-3-phosphate dehydrogenase (quinone) activity.